This is a messenger RNA of Hylaeus volcanicus, 2073 nucleotides long. RefSeq lists its product as uncharacterized. Lineage: Eukaryota; Metazoa; Arthropoda; Insecta; Hymenoptera; Colletidae. The transcript is spliced from 3 exons. Gene Ontology annotation, molecular function: GTPase activity; GTP binding. The record is from RefSeq and is a predicted model, not a curated record. Gene Ontology annotation, cellular component: cytosol. Bases 168 to 2072 code for a protein of 634 amino acids.
UUGAACUAGGAGAAAAAAUUAGUCAAACCUUUUUGUUAACACGGUAAACAUUUAAAAACCAACGUUGAAAUAUACCUGGUCCGGAUUAGUAAGAUUAAAGGAAUUGUGGUUCAGUGCAAUCUUUUAAGUGCCGACAAUUUUUUUUCUCUAGUCAACGGUUUUGCACCAUGGCUCCUAAUAGUAGGAGGCGCAAAAUCAAAUCGGAUGCAGUGUGUCGUUCUCUAUUAUCCACAAAAAAUGUGACACCUUCUAAAAAAAAUUUAGGAGCUGUGUUCACGGAAAUGCCUCAUAUGUAUCAAGAAAAACCUCAAAUUUCAGAGUUUCUCCAAGGUGACUCAAAGAAAAGCCAUCUUCAAUCUAUAUUGGAAAGAAAUGCUUUAGAUGAAUUCUUAGAAAUGUCCUUAUCUUCCCAUGCCAAGUUUACUGAAAGUAAUUAUGUAAAUGUUCUGUUACGUCAAUUAAAACAAGACAUAAGCAAAAAUACUACGUUUGUGCAAGAAACACUUAAAGAUUAUCCCAUUGUUCCUAUCCCUCGUCGACCCUUAAAUUAUGUAACAGGUCACAGCGAAAAAAUUGUGUCGCCCAAUGAAUUAGAUGCAUUAGAAAAUGCUUCUUUUUUAAAAUGGCGCCUAGAAUUAGCUGAUAUGCAAGAAAAGGAAAAACUUUGUAUGACACCUUUUGAAAGAAAUAUUCAAUUUUGGAGGCAAUUAUGGCGCGUAUUGGAGAAAAGUCAGGUUGUCUUUCAAAUUUUAGAUGUACGAAAUCCCAAUUUUUAUCGGUCAAAAGAUUUAGAAUCCUAUGUUUCCGAAAUUCACCCGUCGAAAAGAACAAUAUUACUGUUAAAUAAAUCAGAUUUAGUUCCAAAAACUAUAAGAGCUCUAUGGGCACAAUUUUUUUAUCAACAAAAAGUUCCUUGUUUAUUUUUUAGUGCUAUACUUUCCACAGAUGAAUGCAACAUGUCAGAUCCAUUACAAAGUGAGAUUAUACAGGAUUCGGACAAUUUCACAGAUAAUAUAAUGUCGUUUUUAUGGAAUCUAAGUAAAAAUGGAGAGCUUGUGUCCACGAGUAAACUGAUAGAUAUAAUGCAACAUCUUCGAGAUCAUCUUCAAAAAGAGAGUCACUUUCAAGAAAUUAAAAGCUCACAACAAAGCGAUCCUGUUCCAUUCCAACACCGCAAACAUUUAGAUAAAAGUGAACACAGUCUACACGAACAAAUAACUUGCAUUAAAAAUGAAGAACAAAUGAAACAAACUGAUGAAAUCAACAAAGAAAAUUUAAAAGAAUUUGCGGAAAAUUACUCUAGCGUUAGCGCGUCUAAAACGGAUGAAAAGUAUUUUACUUUUCGUCUCGAUUUGAGUUUUACCGUGGGUUUUGUAGGAUACCCCAAUGUAGGAAAAUCUUCAAUUAUGAACGCUUUAUUGGGUGACAAAAAAGUCAGUGUUAGUAGGCAACCAGGAAAAACGAAGCAUUUUCAAACUUUUCAACUAUCAACCUUGGGAUUGAAUUUAUGUGAUUGCCCAGGUCUGGUUUUCCCUCAAAUAGUAACAUCGCAGUCUUAUUUAGUUAUCAAUAGUGUAUCUUCAAUUGAUAAUUUGAGAGGUUCAUUCACAGCUCCUAUUCAACUCAUUUGUAACCAAAUCGGUCAACAACUUUUUGAUUACUAUAAUGUAAAAAAGGACACCUACAAAUCGAAAAAUACCUUUUUAGAAGCAAGGGAAUUCUUAACAGCAUUGGCUUUUUCUCGACAUCAGACAAGUGGUGGUAAAGGUGGUUUACCUCGACUUUUUGAUAUGGCAAAAUUAGUGUUACGAGAUUAUUGUUCUGGUAAUCUACGCCAUUGGAGAAUACCUCCAAACUGUGAUUUAUGUGAGGACGGUUUAAAAAAACUAAAACCUUCCCCUGAUUUACCGGAUUUUCAAAUUGAUAAUACAUUUAUUGAAGACAAUGAAUUACUAAAAAGUCUUACACAAACAAACGAAAAGCACACAACUCCAUCAGACACUGUGCGAAAAGCGCGUUUUAUUGAAAAGCGUCUCCGCCAAGGAAAGAAAUCUGUUUUUGUAUCUUGUUAAA